This is a messenger RNA of Lingula anatina, 1111 nucleotides long. RefSeq lists its product as uncharacterized. NCBI's taxonomy places the organism in Eukaryota, Metazoa, Brachiopoda, Lingulata, Lingulida, Lingulidae. The record is from RefSeq and is a predicted model, not a curated record.
AGCUUAUUCUUGGUCUCAUUUUCAAGCACCUCUUGAAUGAAGCGACAUCUUCAUACUGCAGUUUCAAGGGAAUCACCAAGCUCACGUUGAUUCAUUAAGGAUGGGAGACCAAAGCAUCGAGGAGAAGCUGUUGUUGUAUGAAGAUCUGUUCAGGCACCGUUACACAGACCAAGAUGAAGAUUAUAUGACAACCUUAAACACACCUCUUGCAGACCCGCCUUGUGUAGAGAAUUGGUAUUCCAAGCCUAAACGAGCUUAUGACAGGAAUAGGCCUGAUUACAGUCGGGGAGGAUAUAACCAGCACCGUGGAGCUAGAGGGCAUCACUCAGAUUACAGGCAAAGAGACAGGUAUCAUCCAUAUAGUGACAGACAUGGACAGAAUUAUCAUCAUCAUCAUGAUCACAGGCAAGGACAAGACAGACAUUUUCAUGAAGGGAGACGAGAUCAACAAAGAUACAAUAGUUAUAAUGAUAGGCCAGGCCAGAGACCUUACAACCAAAAUAGAGGUGGACAUUGGACUUGAAGUCAGUCUGUUUUGAAAGAAAGCAUACAAGAUAAUGUUCAAUCAGUUUGAGGAAAUUCAAUUAUUGUAAUUGGUGUCAUUUAUUUAUCAUUAUCUUGCAACCUUUUCAGCACUCUUCCAAAGUGUUGAAAUUGAAAUGUAAAACAAAACUGAUAUACCAAACUGUUAUAUUUUCUCUGAAUUAAUUGAUUUAUAUUUCUUUCUGUACUUUCCAAAUUAAAAAGUUUACUGCAAAUCUGUAAGGGAUGUGAUGAAAUAUAUAAAAGGUUUAUAUAUAUCUUUAAAUUUGCCAUUAUUUGGGCCAAAGUUAAUUUUAUUCUAAUCAUUGUAGAGGAUGAUAAAUCUACAAGUAACUUAAAAGUUUGCAUAUUUUCUUCACAUAAAAGUGCAUCAUGCUUCUUGGAUUAAAAGAAUGAAGCAAAUUAAGAAUAAUGCAAAAUGAAAAUGUAAGAGAAACGUGUUCCAUGUCUAUUUAUGUCCAUCUAUGAGACUUCUAAAAGUAAUGCUGUAAUUCAUAGCAGAAGUAAAAUUAAAAACCAACUUAUCUAGUUCAUAUUGACUGAAAGUAAAAUAAAGAUAAAAUCACUA